Molecule: messenger RNA, 378 nt
Organism: Entrophospora candida
Lineage: Eukaryota; Fungi; Glomeromycota; Glomeromycetes; Entrophosporales; Entrophosporaceae
Source: the annotation of a GenBank genome assembly
AUGACAGAAAAGUGUGAAUUAUUGCAAAACGCAUUAACAACAACGGCAUCAACAUUUCUUGAUAGUAAUUUCAAUAAUUUGUUUGGUUCAUGUGGUGGCGGCGUUGAAUCACAAUUAUACCAAACAUCAUCAUUUUUACCACCUAAAAAUAACGACAGAUAUUUGCAACUAUACGCAGCAGGCAAUAUAAUUACUGGAAACGGUAAUGAUUUAUCUUCAGAAUCAGAUGAUAUGAUUAUUGAAAAAUAUAUGAAUUGCAAUGAUUUUAGUAAUGGUAGUAAAGAAAUAGAAACAAUAAGAUCAGAGUUUGAUUCGAUAAUAGCCGAAGUUAUGAAGGAAAGUGAGAAUAUUGUUUAUUCAUUUAAUGAUCAAUUUUAA